AUGUCUCUCAAUGGGUUAGAUGAUCCCACUGUCAUCGAGGCCUACCAGUCUGCUCUUGCUGAAGCUGGUGGAUGGUUUUUGCUCAAGUAUGUCAGCCGUGAUACCGUCGCGCUCCUGGCCCGUGGAACGGGGGGAGUCACGGAGAUCAGAAUCACAAUCGAUGGUCAUGAGGAAACGUCCCCUCUUUACGGCUUUCUACAGUAUCGUCGGAGGAAAGUAAUAUUAAAAUAUGUCCCCGAGGGUAUUUCAAGGUUGAUCCAAGCUCGAAUCACUGUCCAAUUCCAGUCUAUAUUGGACAAGUUUUCCCCAAAUGACACUGUGUUCACCCUUGCCAUUUCGUCGGAGUUGACAGAGAGCGCACUCUCCUCCGCCUGUCUGCUCCACGCUGCUUCCGGUUCAAUGACUUCGUCGUCAAGCUCGCUUCGUCGUCGCAGAUUGGGUGAAAUUGCCGAAGAUGCAGAGGAAUGUGCUAGCCCUCGAGAAGAAACACAUGUUCACCCCGACAAUGGUCAUGGAAAUCGAAGGGAAAGUGUUUUCAGUGUGACUUCGGAUGCCACCGCUGUACCCAGCCACCAUCAGAACGUCCAGGAAUCGGUCGAUACCUCCAGAACCGAUACGCAGCGACCGCGGCAAUCUGACCGCUCGGAAUCUGUAGCCGAAAAGCCUUUGCCCACUGUUCCCCGAAGUCGCACUGAAAGCCAGUCAAGUGGUCAUGCGCAAAGGCAUUUCCUAGACUCCCUUACUCAUUCCCCCCCAGAUUCGCGCAAAUCUUCUCAGUCAACUAGACCGUCGCUGAAAGAUUUAGAUUCAAUAAGCUUGUAUCGCCCAAAGGUUAAGCUAGGCCCCCGGCCGUCAAUGGACCCUAGUGGACGACCACGAACUGCAGGAUCAAUAGGUAGAUCCAAUGAUACACGUCCAGUGGCAUCAUUACCUGCAGGCGUACGAAUGUCAACCCGAAAGAAUGGCGCCUCUGCCGGACGCCCCAAAUCCCAACCUGAUAUCCCGGUGCCACGUCUUCCUCCAUCAAUGGCUCCGCCUGUACCUCAUUUAUUGAUUCCUCCUCCACCACUUAACCUUAGGCCUAUGUCUAGACAUGCGCCAGGGUCUCCCAGAUCCGUUAUGAGCGUGCCAAGUUCACUUUCAAUAACCCCCGAAAAACAGAGGUUAAUGCGGGCACUGGAGUUACGAAAAAAGCAUAUGGAGAAAAGAGCUGAAACGAAGCAAGUAGUACAAAAAGUGGAUGUUAAGGGUAGCAAUGACAACAUUGAGAUUGUCCAAAUGCAAGUGACUUCGAAACUGGAACAGACUGAAUCUGCCUGCAUGGAAUCGGAUGCAAAGGCCCAACAACAACCCGCUCCUAGCUCCCAUCAACAGCAAUACCAGCCAUCUUUGAUUAUUGCCGAGGAGAAAAAACAGACACCCCCAUCGCCGGAUACGUCGAAUCCAGACUCAGCCGUAGACGUCGGAGCAAUAGAACCCAGAACCACUGAAUCUGCAUCUCCCUCUGUCUCUGUUACGAGUACCGUUUCGUGUGAGGUAGAGGAAAAUCAUUCCUCCCCUAAGAUCUCCGCUACUGCUCCGGAUUCCUCAAAGGACGUUGACAAGGAUGAGGCUUUAGAGGCGUCGGGAGCUAGCCAGGUUGAGCCACAAAUUGUGGGGACCGAUUCGGCCACCGACACACAACAACAAACAAAGAAUAAUGACGAGAUUGAAUUAAAACAAGAUACAAAGACAUCAGAUUCCCCAACGGGAGAUCUUAAAGUCUCUGUAAUUGGUGUUCCAUCUGAUAUCUCUUCCCCGAAUGCUACCCCUAGAGCAAUCCCACGAGAUUCUCAAGCUUCACCACCUCAAACACCGGAAAUGAACCCGACACACAUACCCCAAGAACCUGCACGAUCUACCACCCUUGCCGCAUCGCCGACCUCACUAAUAUCCGUAGAAAAUCUAUCCGUGAAAUCAACUUCCGUCGCUAGCGGCAACGACAUGCCAAAAUCCGACGACUGUUCCGAGAAAGAGUCAUCUAAAGUUACACUCAAGAGCAGGCGUAAAGGGCUUGUGGAUCCUAUCCAUAUUGCAACUCAGUUCGAUCAAUUGGACGAGGAUAACCUCUUGUCCGACGACUCGUUUAUGGAUGAAUUGGGAAGCGCUACAUUUCAAGAAGCCAAGCCAAUCGCAGUUCCGAAGACGCCAAGCACUGCCAUGUUUGCUCAGAAUGGAGAUUUGGACGCGGCCGCGGAUUGGAGGAACUCAAGAGUAGUUUCCAGCCCAAUUAAUGCCAAAAGUACUGGAUCAGAUGUGCAAGCACUCCCCAUUGGCAGAUCUGCUUCCGGAUCCUUCCUCGAAAGCCAAAAAGCUGUCCCUGUGCUUGUCGCAAAAAAAGUAAAUGUCUCUUCCGGAAUCUCAAAACGGAUCAAGGCUUUAGAAAUGUUUUCUAGCCGCGAAGGUCAACCGCCCCUGGCGCCGCAGCCUCCUCCAUCAACAAGCACGUCGUCAUCCCCAUUUGAAAAAUUCCGCAAACGGGCUUCGAUAUCCCAAUCUAGCCUACCUCCUGCUCCUGUGCUCCUGAGCAAGUCGCCAUCCUACACAUCAGCUUCGCCUUCAGAAAGCCGAGCUUUAUCCCCCAAUCCCCCGAAACGGACUGACAACCAAUCAAUUAAUACUCAAACCCGAGGAAAAUCAAAUUCGGUCUCAGUGACAGCCCGCAUCAUCCGAGAUCCAACCGUACCUCCCAAUGAACCUCCAGCUGACCCCUCGGAACUCGGUAUCCUCAAUCUACAGCGCAGCCCCCUUAUUGUUGAGAGCGAUGCACCCCGAUCCCCUCGUCGCCCUUCCACUUCAACUGUCACCCGGCCAGAGAAACGUAGCCUGUCUACUUCAUCUAGCACUGGAUCAGGGCGCUUAUCUACCAGCCGGGGCGUACUUCGUUCCGAUUCUAUCUCGGGUGGGAUGCCCGCCUCGUCUCGGUCUCGACAUGAGGCAAAUAGUCCACACGCUUCAUCUGAAGUCUCGUACAACCCUCUUGACCGAGUCGAUGAAACAAAGGAGGAGAAAAAACAGUCUAGGAAAUCACGCAUUAUUCGGCGCAUGUCAUCAAUUACCUCAAAUUCUCGACGGGGUAUAAUAAACGCGUUAAGCCCGACCUUGAAGGAGGAAUCACAGCUGCCUUCGCUGGCCGAUGAAGGCAGUACCCCUGAGCCUCCUCAGGUAGUUGAUAUUGGCGAGGUCAAUGUUCAGUUUCCAGACACAUUGCUCUGGAAACGAAGAUUCAUGCGCAUCGAUGACCAAGGCUAUCUCAUUCUAACUCCUGGUACCAUUGAUGGGACUCCUCGCAAUAUUGUCAAGAGGUAUCAUCUCUCGGAGUUCCGGGCCCCAUUCUUGCCGGAUCAAGAUAGACAGGAACUGCCAAACAGCAUCGUGCUAGACUUCCUGGAUGGUAGUACCUUGCAAUUCCUCUUGGAAGCCCACCAGGCUUACGAACAGCUAUUUCCUAAACAGUAA
This is a messenger RNA of Histoplasma capsulatum G186AR, 3498 nucleotides long. RefSeq names its product ankyrin repeat protein. The record is from RefSeq and is a predicted model, not a curated record. The transcript has 4 exons. NCBI's taxonomy places the organism in Eukaryota, Fungi, Ascomycota, Eurotiomycetes, Onygenales, Ajellomycetaceae. The coding region runs from base 1 to 3498 and encodes 1165 amino acids.